UGAUUAUUGCAGCAGGAUGUUGUGAUGUAGAUGCAGAUGUGAUCAACCAACCAACUCUAGCAUUUAUAGUCGUUCAAUCUUCUGCUGAGCAGCAUGGACUUCACCACACUCUGCACGGUCGUUGCCUCCUUGACGGUUGUUCCGUAUCGAAUCCAGUUCUUUCAGUAUGAGGAGGUGCGCCUCAGCUGUGGGGAGGAGGGAAACUCAUCUGAGUGGACAGUCAGGAGGAAGAUUUUAAGGAACACAACUGAACACAUCCCCCCAUGGGAACAAAAUGGAUCCAGCUGGUUAACUAGUGCCAUUUACCCAGGAGAAAGUGGACUGUACUGGUGUGAAUCUGAAGGAGGACAGUGUUCCAACGUCAUCAACAUCACAGUGACAGCUUUUGAUGUGAUCCUGGAGACUCCCAGCGUCCCCAUGACAGAGGGAGAUAAUCUGACCUUGACCUGCAGGAACAGAAACCCCUCCCCCAACAGAACAUCUGAUUUCUACAAAGACGGUGUUUUGAUCGGGAGCAGCUCCACAGGAACACUGACCAUUCUGAGCGUUUCUGCGUCAGAUGAAGGACUGUACAUGUGUAACAUGUCUGGAUCUGGACCGUCACCGUACAGCUGGCUGAGUGUCAGAGGUGGACCUGGUCCUGCUGCGUCUGCCGCUCCCCUCACACACAUUCUACUUCCUGUGGUGGGCGUCUGCCUCAUGAUGGGGCUGCUGAUGCUGCUCUACCUCUGGAGACGCCACAAAGGUAAAAACCAGGACGUGUCCUACACAGAUGUUAUUAUAGCAGAGGACGUCCAGCCGAGGAGGAGCAAAGAUGUGGAGUCUGCUGAGGCUGCGUUCACUCUGUACUCCACAAUCAAACUGGAACACACACAAAGUUAACACAACAUCCACAACAUAUGAACAUAUCCAGUCAUAAAUGGGGAUCUGUCAGAAUGAAUGAACGUCUGAAGGAGUUUCAUUCUCCAUGACUGCCUGAGCCCUGUCACAGCCUUCGACUGUCAGAAUUUUAUUUUUUUUAUUUUAUAUGUUCAUUUUAUUGAAAGAAAGAAAGAAUUCUGACUUCUUUCUCAGAAUUCUGACUUUGAACUCAUAGUAAUAAU
Messenger RNA from Sphaeramia orbicularis (orbiculate cardinalfish), 1103 nucleotides. Its product is annotated as low affinity immunoglobulin gamma Fc region receptor II-like. Gene Ontology annotation, molecular function: transmembrane signaling receptor activity. Lineage: Eukaryota; Metazoa; Chordata; Actinopteri; Kurtiformes; Apogonidae. Gene Ontology annotation, biological process: immune response; cell surface receptor signaling pathway. The transcript has 6 exons. The coding region runs from base 94 to 882 and encodes 262 amino acids. Gene Ontology annotation, cellular component: external side of plasma membrane. The record is from RefSeq and is a predicted model, not a curated record.